AUGGAGUCUCAAAUGAACAGACGUAUCAUUUGUAUGCGAUGUGCGAAAAUCAAGCAGGCAUGCGACGGUGGUUCUCCCUGCUCUCGCUGCAACCGUCUCGAGGUCUCGUGCGAACCGAAUCUGGUCGGCGGAGAUUGCGACACUGGACGCCGAUCGACUUCAAAGCCAGUCAAGAUCACCAGAACCCAGACAGGAUGCCUCAGCUGCAAGAAACGCAAGAGAAAAUGCGAUGAAUCCAGACCGAAAUGUGGUGAUUGCAGGAGGCUUUGCUUGAAUUGCACCUACAUCGAUCCCCCAAUUGGCUCGAAACGUGUCACGCCCACGUAUAAAAACAGUAGCCAGUCCCCAAGCGUUGGAAACGAUGACACUACCGGACGCUCGAGCUAUGAAGAAAACCUGUUCAACUUUGAUGCCGAUUCCCUGAACGACGUGGCUGAUUCCAUCAGCUGGCAAGAUGUAACCGAAGUCUGGCCCUUGGUGCCGCAAUCUCAAAUGGCCGUUUACUCUUCAGACACGGGGAGCACACCGUCUCCAGACCCAGCGCUCUCUUUGCUGAUGCUCUCGACAGCCCCGGAUAUCGCAACUGAUGAAGACAAGUCCCUUCUCAACCACUAUAUGAGAAUAGUGGCAGGAGUCUUGUCGAGACGAGAUGAUCACAGAUCCAAUCCCUACCUGUCCAAAAUAUUGCCAAUGGCAUUAUCCAAUCGACUGGUUAUGGAUGCCGUCCUUGCUCUUAGUGCGAAUCAUUGGAAGAAGUUACAACCCACGGUCUGGAAGCGAGGGACUAUUCAUCAAACCAAUGCAUUGCAAUCACUCGCAAAGCUUUUGCCCCAUAUCGAAAGAGAGUCUGCGGAUGCAGCGCUGAGUGCGACGCUUCUAUUAUGUAUGAUUGAGCUAUUUGACGGAACAUCGUCUCAUUGGAAAUUCCACCUUGACGGUGCCCGCCGACUUCUCUCAGCGUUUGAUCAGAAAUCAAACUGGGCUCAACGGACAGAAUACAGGACCUUCUGCCGCCAGCUUUACCAUUACCUGGAUUCCGCAACUACCAUAUCGACCUGUCACCCUCCACUCCUCGAAGUCGGGAAGGAUGAGUCAGGCAAGGCCGCGACUCCAGAGGCUAUAUCUCCCCGCGACGAUCUCGAUGAUGAAGCAGCAUUAUAUGGAGUUCCCAAAUCAUUGUUCCAUUUUGUCGACAAGAUAAAUGGACUAGCAUAUCAACGGAAAUUCCGCGAUGACCCUGUGUUCGAAAACAUGUUUCGCGCAUCGGCCACGAGGCUUGAGAAGGAACUCGAGCACUGGAGUCGAGAUCACAAAUCAAAAGCCUCACACUCGUCGUCAUCAGAUUGCUUACAGGAAAUUCCCGCCCAGAAUGCCACCACGGCUUUCGAGCAGGCUCUACAACUCCGUCUGCAUCAAGUUGUUAAUGGAUAUUCGCUGCACCACGACAAAGUGAAAGACUGUGUGUUUCAAAUCCUUGAUUCCAUUCAGCAAAUUCGAUACGGCAGUCCACUCGAAAGUAGUCUGGUGUUUCCUUUGGUGAUGGCAGGGAGCAGCUGCAGCACUGAGAGCGACAGGCUGAUCAUUCGAGAUCGACUCAUGGUUAUGGAAAGGACACUAGGAUUUCGCUACAUCUACACGGCUCAUGAGUUGGUGCAAAGGGUCUGGAAAGAGCGAGAUAUCAACAUUGGAACCGAGACCGAAGUCAAUUGGGCUGCCAUUCGGUAUUUUCAACUUCCAGGGCUCGCACUCAUCUGACCGCCAAAACUACAAAUCUCACAUUACUCUUUAGACGAAAGGAGUGUCAUAACUGUUCAGCCAGCUGUGCAACAUGAGCAUGAAUGUCAUAACCACAAAUCUCUUCAAUCGUCAACUUCCCAGGCCUAUCCGUGGAGCUGCUCCAGCCUAUGCGCUCACUUAGAUCAGUUCUUGCACGUCCACUGGCCGAUUGGACACGAGUUGC
This is a messenger RNA of Exophiala oligosperma, 1960 nucleotides long. RefSeq lists its product as uncharacterized. Gene Ontology annotation, molecular function: zinc ion binding; DNA-binding transcription factor activity, RNA polymerase II-specific; transcription cis-regulatory region binding. The record is from RefSeq and is a predicted model, not a curated record. The transcript is spliced from 2 exons. Gene Ontology annotation, cellular component: nucleus. The coding region runs from base 1 to 1755 and encodes 584 amino acids. Gene Ontology annotation, biological process: positive regulation of transcription by RNA polymerase II. NCBI's taxonomy places the organism in Eukaryota, Fungi, Ascomycota, Eurotiomycetes, Chaetothyriales, Herpotrichiellaceae.